This is a messenger RNA of Betta splendens (Siamese fighting fish), 10367 nucleotides long. It is a transcript of the gene arfgef3, whose product is annotated as ARFGEF family member 3. Bases 519 to 6893 code for a protein of 2124 amino acids. The record is from RefSeq and is a predicted model, not a curated record. Lineage: Eukaryota; Metazoa; Chordata; Actinopteri; Anabantiformes; Osphronemidae. Gene Ontology annotation, biological process: regulation of ARF protein signal transduction. Gene Ontology annotation, molecular function: guanyl-nucleotide exchange factor activity. The transcript is spliced from 43 exons.
GGCGCAGUUUAACGCUUCCCUCUGAGAAACUGUGUAAAUACUGUGUUGCCAGGUUGGACAGAAAUCCACGUCUUAGAUGAAACGCGCCCACAGUUUGUAUCUGCGGACGAGCAGAAGGAUUAGGAGGAUAGAAGGAGCCGGAUCUGGAUUCCGUGAAGCGCACAGGCGUCAGCUGGAACGGAUCCGGAGCGACUGUGCUGGAGAAGGAAGUCUGGGAAAUCAGUGGAUCUUCAUGUUGCUAGAUGGGCGGCGGCUCAUGACGAUGGUUUGACGUACAUUACGUGAUUUUUUCUCUUCUGCCUGGAAGCUGUGGAUUUGUGGACCGAGUCCGGGCGCUUCCUCCUCACUGCCAGCGUUGACGGCUGGUCGCUGGGAGUGAAUCAUCGCUUUCCUCAGCGGGGGGUUCAGGGACGCUGUCAUGCGUCUGCGCCCUUAACGCGUCGCCCACGAACCCACGUCUCGGCGCCGAGCGUCCGCUCUGUGACACCGCAUAGAAGCGUGGUCGUUCUGGAGCCAGAAUGGAGGAAAUCCUGCGCAAGCUGCAGAAAGACGCGUCGGGGCACCGGAAUAAAGGACUCCGCGAUGCCUGCGUCUACGCCUGCGAAACCCUCGAGUCUCAGAACGGAUCCACCGCGCUUUCUCCUUCACAGCUGCGAGAGCGCUGCCUGCUGCCUCUUCAGAUGGCUCUGGAGUCUAAAAACAUCAAACUGGGACAGACUGCUCUUACUGGGAUGCAGAAGCUGCUGUGUGAGGACCGGUUUGUCGGCGCUGUGGAGGCGGAGGUCCUGCAGAAGCAGCUGCUGAGCCAGAUGUUGGAGGCCAUCAGAGUCACCCCGUCUCUCCAUGAAGACCUGCAGGUGGAGGUCAUGAAGGUCCUGCUGUGCAUCACCUACUCACCAAACUUUGACAUUAAUGGAGACUCCAUCCUGCGGAUUGCUGAGGUGUGUAUCGAGACCUACGUGUCCAGCUGUCACCAGCGCAGCAUCAACACGGCCGUCAGAGCCACUCUGAGCCAGAUCCUGGGAGACCUGACUCUGCAGCUGCGACACAGACAAGAGGGCGCAGAUGGAGAAGAGGCCAGUGCGCCGCCGCUGCAGAGGAAAGACAUUUCUCCCACCAGUCAGGCUCUGUGUGAAGAUGUGGUGACGGUUCUGACGGUUUUCUGUGAGAAGCUGGAGUCAGUGGACAGCCAUAACCAGCUCCUGCAGCUGCUCUACCUGGAGAGCAUCCUCUCCAUGCUCAGCAGCUGUCCACCCACCAUGCACCUGUCCAGAGGUUUUACCGAGCUUGUGUGGAAGCAGCUUUGUCCGUCUCUCGUGGCAAUCAUGGGAAACCCUGUCAAUGACAAAACCAUCGCCUCCCACCACAGUCACCUGGUGGCGCCAGAGCGCGAGCGGCUGAGUUUAGGAAUCGGCCCGGAGGUGGACUCGUGCGCUGGAGGCGUGUCGGAUCAGGGCAGGGGGUCCGGCUGCUCGUCCAGCGCCCCGGCCCGCAUCGCACCCGUGGUCCGGACAGUGUGCUACAUCGCAGCGGAGCUGGUGCGUCUGGUGAGCUGCGUGGAGUCCAUGAAACCGGUUCUGCAGUCGCUCUAUCACAGGAUCCUGCUGUACCCGCCUCCUCAGCACCGGACCGAGGCCAUCCGCAUCAUGAAGGAGAUUCUGGGCAGCCCUCAGCGGCUCUAUGACCUGGCCGGGCCGUGUGUAGCUGAACCCGAAACCCGGAAGCGCUCCUUCUCCAAGAGGAAGUCCCACCUGGACCUGUUGAAGCUCGUGAUGGACGGCAUGACGGAGGCCUGCGUGAAGGGCGGCAUCGAGGCGUGCUACUCGUCGGUCUCCUGCGCCUGCGCUCUGCUCGGCGCUCUGGAUGCGCUGUCCAAGGGCCACGGCCUCCAAGCUGAGCAGGCACGGCUUCUCCUCCGGCGCCUGGAAAAUCUGAAGGAUGAGACGGAGUCGACCCGCGAGUCCAUGGAGAUCAACGAGGCCGACUUCAGGUGGCAGAGACACAUCCUGUCCUCUGAGCAGGCUUCCUGGGCCAACGCGGCCGCUGGCGCCGCCGAGCGCAGCCCCGACAUUAGCAUCAGCAUCACCACGGAAACCGGCCACACGACCCUGGAACUGGACGUGGGGGAGCUCGGCCUCGGACUGAACCGCACCACCCCCGAGGAGUGUGGGGAGGACGUCCGGCGCCCCGAGUCUUUACCCUGUGGGGUCCAGGAAGGAAGCAAGCCUGAGCCCGGCCUCGAGCCGGACCACGGGAGCCCCCGGGAGGAGCACGGGGGAGGAGCAGAGAAGCAGAGAGCAGCGGGGGGAGGGGCGGCUCCUCCAGACGUGGUGCAGCGGAGUCAUGGCCUGGUCUAUCCGGACAUCACCAACUUCCUGUCUGUGGAGUCCAGAGCCAGGUCCCACCACGGGCCCGGGUCCCGCUACAGCGAGAGCAACUUCAGCACGGAGGAGCAGGACCUGUCCCGCACCGAGUUCGACUCCUGCGACCAGUACUCCAUGGCUGCAGAGAAGGACUCGGGCCGCUCCGACGUGUCCGACAUCGGCUCUGACAACGUGUCGCUGGCGGACGAGGAGCAGCAGACGCCGCGCGACUGCCCCGGCCACCGCUCGCUGCGAACCGCCGCCCUGUCCUUCAAGCUGCUCCGCAACCAGGAGGCCGACCAGCACAGCGCCAGGCUGUUCGUCCAGGCGCUGGCCGCGCUGCUGCCCCGGCUGCUGGCGCUGCCCACCGCCAGCGAGGUGGACGCCGCGCUGCAGAGCUUCUCCUCCAGCUUCUGCUCGGGGCUGCAGGCGGGUGGGGUCCACUCUCCCGGCUUCGAGGCCGGCGACACCCUGAGCUGUCAGUCGCUGAUGAACGCGGACGGCCUCUACCUGGUGUCUUACUACGCUCUGCUGCUCAACCUCAAACUCUGCUGCUGCGACUUCUACCGGCGCCGGACCCUCACGCCCGCGCUCAGCCCGAAGGACUUUGUGCGUCUGAGCCAGAGCAGCGGCCUCCGAGUGGUUCUGUCUGAGGCCUGGAUGGAGGAGCUGUACCAGCAGGUGUUGGAGCGCAGCCUGCUGGCCGACGCCGGCUACUGGGGCUCGCCGGAGGACCGCGCGCUGCCGCUCAUCACCAUGCUGACGGACAUCGACGGUCUGGGCAGCAGUGCGAUUGGAGGUCAGAUGAUCAGGAGGACGUCCAGCCAGUCGCCGCUCAGCUGGGACAAAGCCAGCAGCGACGCAGCGCUCGCAGGAGCUGCCUUCUCGCGCUUCAUCCUCACCGGCGUGUGGAAGAACCUGAUCGACGUGCUGUCCACGCCGCUGACGGGCCGCAUGGCAGGGAGCUCCAAGGGCCUGGCCUUCAUCCUGGGAGCUGAGGGCGUGAAGGAGCAGAGCCAGAGGGAAAGAGACGCCAUCUGCCUGAGUCUGGACGGGCUGCGCAAAGCCGCGGCGCUCAGCUGUGCCCUGGGUGUCGCCGCCAACUGUGCGUCAGCUUUAGCCCAGAUGGCUGCAGCCUCCUGUGUGCAGGAGGAGAAGGAGGCAGGCGGUGCAGGGAUCAGCGCUGCCAAGGCCGUGUGCACGCUGUCCACACAGGCUGACAGGUUGUUUGAAGAAGCUGCCACCAAGCUGAACCUGGUGGGUCUGGUCGGGUUCCUGCAGCAGCUCAGGAAAGCUUCGCAGUCGCAGCUGUUUGACUGUGUGACUGAGACUGGAGACUAUUCGCUGGUGAUGCCAGGAGAGGCCAAGUCCACGCUGGAGCGCCGCUGCCCUCUCCACCUCUUCCGUCUGGGCGAAGCCAUGCUGAGGAUUGUGAGGAACAAGAAGCGCCCUGCGCUCCACAUGAUGCGCGCCUGGAGCGUGGUGGGGCCGCACCUGGCGGAGGCUGCGUGUCACAAAGAGCGACAUGUUUCCCAGAAGGCCGUGUCCUUCAUCCACGACAUUCUGACGGAGGUGCUGAUGAGCUGGGCCGAGCUGCCACACUUCCGCUUCAACGAGGCCUUGUUCAGGCCCUUCGAGCACAUCAUGCAGCUGGAGCUGUGCGAUGAGGACGUGCAGGACCAGGUGAUAACAUCCAUCGGGGAGCUGGUGGAGAUGUGCUCUCCUCAGAUUCUGUCCGGAUGGAGGACUCUGUUCAGCGCUCUGAGAACAGUCCACAGCAGCAAAACCGAUGCCAAAGACUACCUGCUGGGAGAGUACUCCAUGGGGAAGUCCCAGGCCCCGGUGUUCGACGUCUUUGAGGCUUUUAUCAACACAGACAACAUCCAGGUUUUUGCCAACGCAGCCACAGACUACAUCAUGUGCCUCAUGAAGUUCAUUAAAGGCUUAGGAGAGGUGGACUAUAAAGAGAUCGGAGACUGCGUCCACGCGUCGGCCUACAGCUCCACCGACCUCUGCCUCCCUGCGCUCGACUACCUCCGUAAAUGUUCCCAGCUGCUGGCUAAGAUCUACAAGAUGCCGUCCAAGCCGGUGUUCCUGGGGGCCCGGCUGGCCAGCCUGCCCGCGAGGUCGCAGGAGCGCUCCAUCAGCAGCGAGGACGGGAUGGACUGUGUCCUCCAGGAGUUUGACGACGACACGGGUCUCAUCCAGGUGUGGAUUCUGCUGCUGGAGCAGCUGACGGCAGCAGUGUCCAACUGCCCCCGCCAGCACCAGCCUCCGACCCUGGAGCUGCUCUUCACUCUGCUCAGGGAGGUCACCAACGUGCCAGGUCCCGGCUUCGCCAUCUUCUGCGUCAUCCAGCUGCUGCUUCCUGUGAUGUCACUGUGGCUGCAGCGGAGCCACGGAGACCACUCCUACUGGGAUGUGGCGGCGGCGAACUUCAAACACGCCAUCGGCCUGUCGUGUGAGCUGGUGGUGGAGCACGUCAACAGUUUCAUUCGCUCAGAUAUUGGCUACGAGUCUCUCAUCAACCUGAUGCUGAAGGAUCUGUUCAAGCUGCUGGUGGCCUGUGUGUCUGAACCUGCAGAGACCAUCUCCAGAGUGGGCUGCUCCUGCAUCAGGUACGUGUUGGUCACGGUGGGGCCCGGUUUCACGGAGGAGAUGUGGAGGUUGGCCUGCUGCGCCCUGCAGGACGCCUUCUCCGCUACGCUGGAGCCUGUUAAGAACCUUCUCGCCUGCUUCCACAGCGGCUCAGACAGCUUUUCUGGAGACGCCUGUGAGGUGAAGGUGGCGGCUCCAUCCCACUCCCCUUCGGCCGAAGCAGAGUACUGGAGGAUCAAAGCUAUGGCUCAGCAGGUCUUCAUGCUGGACACGCAGUGUUCCCCGAAGACGCCCAGCAACAAGGACGGCUUCGAACACGCGCAGUCGUGUGUUCUCAUCAUCGAGCUGCCGUCGGAUCAGCAGUCCAACGGACACGCUCAGAGGAGAAAAAUAGGGAUCCCGUUCCGGACCAUCGUGGUGAGCCUGCUGUCCCAUCAAGUGCUGCUCCAGAACCUGUCCGACAUCCUCCUGGAGGAGUUCGUCAAGCAGCCGGAAGGUCAGGAAAGAGUCACACCCGUGACCUCCGACCCCAGCAGAACCACCGCUGGGUUCCUGCGCUACAUCUCGAUGAACAAUUUAGCCAUAAUCCUGGACCUGCUGCUGGACUCCUACAGGACAGCACGAGACUUCGACACCCGCCCGGGUCUGAAGUACCUGCUGAUGAAGGUGUCGGGUAUUUGUGGAGCUGCGAACCUGUACCGGCAGUCUGCUAUGAGCUUCAACCUGUACUUCCAGGCGCUGCUGUGCGCCAUCCUGGGCCAGACGGACGCUAUGACGGCACAGCAGGUGAAGAGGAUGCUGUAUGAGGAGGAGGAGGGCAGCUCGGACUCGUCUCAUCCUGGAUCGGCCUCUUCAGAGGAUGAAGACAUCUUUGAAGAGACAGCUCAGGUCAGCCCCCCCCGUGGUCGGGAGAAACGCCACCACUGGCGCGCCCCCAUCCCGUCGCUCAGCGUGCAGCCGCUGGGCAGCGCCGACUGGGCCUGGCUCGUCAAGCGCCUCUACAAGCUGUGCAUGGAUCUGUGCAACAGCUACAUUCAGAUGCACCGGGACCUGGAGAGCACGCUGGAGGAGACGGCGCUGCUGAGGGGACAAGCGGGUGGAGGCGACCACAUCUUCUUCCUGCCUCUCUUUCAGUCGGAGGCGUCCACCCCGACGUCGGCGGGCGGGCUCUCUGUGAGGGGGACGCCGUCGGAGGAAGGCGGGUACCGGAGCCAGGCAGCCGACAUGAGUGCAGCGUCGCCGGGAGACACCCCCACACCCAGUCCCAGCUUCAGCUGCACAGGGAGCCUGCCUCACCACUUCCGGUCCGGAGGAGAAAGGAGAGACUCCAGCAUCACGGCGAGCUCGGUCGGAGGAGGAGCUCCGGGGCGGAGAAAGGAAUGGUGGGAAAGUGCCGGCAACAAGCUCUACACCAUCGCCACAGACAAAACGCUCAGCAAGCUGAUGAUGGAGUACAAGCGCCGGAAGCAGCAGCAGCAGCAGCCCCAGCAGAGCCACGUCAACCUGUUUAUGAAGGAGCAGGGCCGCGCCUCGGCUGCAGCCGCUGGGGAGCGCAGGGGCCCCGCCGAGCCCCAGAGGCCGCUGCAGAGACCGCAGCAGCUGGUGGACCAGCAGGGGCCGCCGCUGAGGCACUCGGUCAGCGCGGGGCCCGAGGUCCUGAGGCAGGAGAAGAGGCCGCGCUCGGGCUCCACCGUCAGCUCCCACAGCAUCUCACUGAGGGACUCCGAGGCUCAGAUCCAGGCGUGGACCAACAUGGUGCUGACGCUCCUCAACCAGGUCCUGCUGCUGUGCGACUCCUCCUUCCUGGCUCUCCAGCCGGCGCUCUACCCCUGCCUCAGCCAGCUCAGCUGCCACGUGAGCGACGCCAGAGUCCGGCAGGCGUUGCGCGAGUGGCUGGGCCGCGUGGGCCGCCUCUACGACAUCACGGCGUGAGGCGGGAGGCAGGAGGUGUGAGGCGGGAGGUGGGAGGUGGGAGGCAGGAGGGAGGAGGCGUGACGCGGGAGGCAGGAGGCGUGAGGUGGGAGGCAGGAGGGAGGAGGGAGGAGGCGGGAGGGGACGGCGCUGGAAGUGAUUUCCCCUCACAUUUCACUCAAUGGAAAACGUGUUGUUAAGUUUGAGCACGUGCUGUGACUUCUGGGUAUUGUAGUCCACACACGGUUUGUUCCUCACUUCAUUGUCACUGCCUGUUGAACCACUGGGAUGUUCACAUGCAGCUGCUCGUAUGAGGCUGGUUCUUCACUGUCUGUUGCUGCUUUGACGCUUUAAAUGCAGGUUGAGUCAGUCGUCCUCCUCCGUGUGAGCGUCAGCCCUCGCAGGGUUAAACCUUUGUGUUUAGCAGGUUCAUAUAUUCAUGUCAAUGUCUAAUGAUUUAAAAAUGCUUUGAGCCUCAUGAAUCAUUGUCUUUAAUCAUCAGAUUAAAUCCACUUGAUUUUCUUUAUAUUCAAUUUACUGCAAGUCCUUCAAGUUUCAUUUCAACAUCCAGAAAGGAAAAAUAAGACGUUGACCAAACCACCAGACAAACGUUUCCAAAGAGCACAAAUCUGAUGGCGCAUGGAUUUUUAAUGGAAGGAGUGACUUUUCAUUCCUGAUUGGCCAAAUCAGAAGCAUCCUGAAAUUGAAGGCUCCAUCGAAGACCAGUGAGGCCAUAACGGGCCUGUGGGAGGAAGUCGUUCGUUCCUUUGCAUCAUGUUCAGUUGUCAGACUCGGUCUCAUUCUAUUAUUAAUAAACGUGUCUUUUUUUAACCCUUUGUGCCGACAUGCGUCCAGAUCUGUGUCACUUCCUUAUUUCUCUGAAUAUGUCCAGUGCUGCGUUUAUAAUCUCGGCCCCCCGUCGUCCCUGACCCGUCCUUGGGGUUCGGGGGUCAGUGGACAGAUGUUCAUCCAUCGUUGUGAGUUUAGUGAUGAGUCCGUGAUGUGUCUGUGUGACGGUGUCGUGCAGCAGUUCUCCACCAGUGUCGCACUGUGUCUGCUCCUCAGGCUCACAUCUGUCCACAUCCAUGCAUGCUGGAUGCUCUAUAGGGAAACUGGUCCUGAUCCGUCCAUUGUCGCAUUCCGCCAGCGCCUUUAAGUUGUUAAUCCUUUGAUUGCUUUCUGCCAGUGGAACAGCUUUGUCUCAAGCGCAGCUCUGUGAUCAUUUACACUCGAGCCGUGAGCAGUGAGUGUCUAAUUGUGCUGUUGGGAGAUUAAAGGCUCCAGGCAGAUGGAGCGGCGCUGACCUACUGUGAGUUGGGCUGUGAACGGAGGAGCGAGCCCUGAACGGCUGCGUGUCUCCUCAUGGGUGGACUUCAGAGGGUUUAGCUUUGUGACUGAUGGAGUCUGAGGGCGUAGGAGUGAGACAGAACAGCUCUCAAACUGCUGACAAAGCGAGCGAAUGACCCAGACACUGACACAGAUACGAGGGGGAGAAGCAGCGGACGGAGGGUGAGAGGAGACGCUCUACGAGAAUCUACUGGACAUGCGUCAUCGGCGCCUCUGACGCCUUGUUUUCAUAUUUAUCUGCUUCUUACUUAUUCAUUUAAAUAAACCUCCUAAUCCUCACGGCUCCUGUUUAAAUCACAUUAAAUGACAUGUUUCUGCGUUUCGUCUUCGGACUUUUGCUCAACUGGAAAGUUUCAACUUUCCCAACCAGAAAAACUGGAUCUCCGGACAAGGAGCCAGGGUGUGAACACAACACAGUGCCCACAAACACACAUUUCUCAGUGUUUGCCUCCAUUUGACUGAGAAAAUCUCACUGAUGUGCAAAUCAGCUGAUUCGCCACCACCGGGUUUUCACAUCACUAGCAGUUUCCUUGAAUGUUCCACCUGAGAUCAUCUGUGAUGUGUAAAUGCUUCAACCUGCUCAAAGCUUUUCUCUUCCUGCGUGUGUCUCGUGGUUGUCGUCUUCUCGCUUCCCAUUAGCAGCCAAUCAUUUGUCUUAGUUUUGUGUACUGAAGCCACGGACUCUGCUGGGGUCGUGUUGUGGUGCGUUCAAGGUCCUGACUGUGUCUCAUCGUCCUAAAGGUUGUAUUGGUGGACGUUCAGAUCACUUUCUCGGACUGAGUCAUGCAGAAACGGCGUUGUUACUUUUGAUGUCUCUGUUUGUUCUGCUCCAUUAAUUCAUCUUCACGCUCAAACAGCUGUGUUGUUGUGCAGCUGUAAAUCCUCCCAUCAGGACCGGUGACGUGACUCCUCUCAGCUGGACACAAGCUCUGUCUGCUGCCCUCAUUUCUUCCCUCCCCUCCUCCCCCACGGCUUUAUUUCAGCCUGAUCACUUGGUCUCUGCAGCCAGUGUCCCUCGGAGCUGUCAGCAGCCUCGCGCUCGUCUCUCAGACCCUGUGGCCCCCGCCUCCGGCUGGGCUUCGGACCCGCUCCAUCAUGAGAUCUCUGCUGGAGAGCAGCUGGAUGAAGUUCGGCCCGGCCGGCCGCGACUCUCUGGACUGGUCGCCCGGCCCAUCGGCUCUGCCGUCCUCCGACAGACAGGGCCAGAGCUCAGGUGAAGCCAUCUUUACUGCCAGAUCCAUCACCUACAUCACCGUCGCCAGCGUCUCCUUCCUCCUCUUCCUCGUCAGCAUCCUGGGCUUCCUGAUCUGGCGUCGACGGCGAGGAUACAGCCUCAGCGGCAAGCUGGGCCUGGCCAACGUGAUCGCCCUGGAGGACCUGCAGGACCCAGAGAGGAACUGCGAGCUGCUGUCGUCCCUCCGGCGCAGCAGGGGGCAGCACCAGCUCCCCAGCUCCAGCUCUGAGCAGGACGUGAGCGACGGCGUGUUCCUCAUGGUCUACCUGCCCUCGCCCUACGAACACACGCUCACCAGGAUCGCCCGAGCCGCCAGCACCAGCAGCUCUAAGGACAUGGAGCUGCUGCCGCCGAGUCCUGGACCCGAGACCGGAGACGGGGACGACAGGUCGAGGCUCAAUCACGAGGCAUCCGUCAAAGAGGAAGUCAAGAACUGAAUGCAAACCUGAGCGGGUCACGAACCCCAGCCUGACGUUCAGCCCUUUGUGUUGAUGUGUAGAGACGCUCGGAUGCCGGCGAGGAAACAGUUCGGAUUCAUCUGAGUCAAAUCCAGAGCGCAUCAUCUCUCUACUAAUUGACCUUCCUUUACCUUGAACUACCGACCACCAGCGCUUCCAGUUCCAGGAGCGUCCAUGAAGCCCGGCGGCUCCUCGCCGAGGUCCUGAGACGAGCUGAGCUUCUGCUGCUUGGCUCGUGUACAUUAGACCGAAAGACUGUUUUUUACUACUGUAUCUGUAGGAGUCGUAUGAGAUAAUCACAGUCAGGCUUUAUUUUUAAUAUCUCUUUGUAUUUAACUCUUAUUUGGAUGUGUGAUAUUGGAAACUAUUUAUUAUUUAUUCUGUUAUAUGCAGUAAAUAUAUUUCUUGUGUAGCUAACAUCAUUGUUAAAUAAAUAAAUAAACGCCUGAGGACUGA